UGUAUUUUUAGUAGAGUCGGGGUUUCACCAUGUUGGACAGGAUAGCCUCGAUCUCUUGACCUCGUGAUCUGCCUGCUUCAGAAGGAGAGUAACCCGUGCCCCAGGACCACUGAUGAAGGCCUCCUGUUGAUAAUUUUAAAUACCAGAAUCUGAGAGUGGAGAAAAUUGGCCCAAAGACAGACAAAAAAGCUGGGAAGAAAAUCAACUACAUUUUUCAACACACAAACAAUGCCAUUUAAAGUACUGGAUUGAGUGUAGAAAAAUUACCAACAUUCCUAAUUUGGUUAGUGUCUAUAUUUCUUAAUAUAGUAGUAGUUAAAGUCUGUCUCCUAAGUUUGUAUAAAUCUGACCCCCAUGUCAUUGACCAAUUGGAAAUAAUAAUGUAAACAGACUCUGUUGCCUUAAUUAUGUGCACUGAAUGCUUUGUCAAAUUGUAACUAUUUUAAUAUUAAUUCUAAGCCGCAGGUCUUUGCCAAACAAGAUACUGAAUUACUCUCUUUUGUUUAGGAGUAGAAUACACAAUAACCUAAUAUUUAAAAGUAUUAUUGAGAAGACGAAAAUCUUGAGAUUGAAUUUUUCUUUAUCCUAAAUUUUAGAUGAUUCUUUUUGCUCUACUCCAUAGAAGACACUAAGAAUUAGCUUGAUCUGCUUUCUUAUUUUAUUUUUUUCUACUUGACCUAAAAAUCCAGGGGUGGGUUACACAGAGUUUACUUAGGAGACUUUGGUAAGGGAGAGAGAAAAAUUAUAUACAAUCUGGAAACACGAAACAUGUAAACAAUGAAAGCUAGAAGAAUGGAAGCGACAAUGUGCUCAGGAAAUUAUGUGUCAUUUUGUCGGAGGUCAGGGUGCCCUGAGUCCAGGGAGGGUAACACUGGUUUUCCUGACCAUUGUGAAGGCAAGGAAUCCGUGUGUUGUCCUAUCAGUUCCAUUCAGGGCAGGGUAGAGACUUUUCAAAUGGAAGAAAAUGUGCAUUAAAGGACAUUCUUUCUUCAUGGGGUGGGGUAGUGAAUGCCUUGGGGUUCAGGCAUGGAGUUGUUUGGGCCAGGUAAAUAGUGAGGGGAAAUAGCCAGGCAGUCAGUGGUGAAGUUGGUAUUUUGCAAGUCAUUUUAAGAGGAUACCAAAUAAAGUGCAUUAAUCUGUAUUUCAUUAAAAAUUAGCUGGUGGGAAAGUGAAAAGUUGAAGACAAGGACCUUCUAAGUAAAACAGCUUGAUACUCCUUGGCCAUAACACAGUGUUUACAAAUAGGGGAUAAAACAUUCACUUCUUAGGCGCUCGAUGAGCUUAACUGGGCAGACACUUCUGAGCAUUCAAUCCCAUUCUCUGGGUGGUUAAAGGCUGAGUGCCCACCAAAUCCCCUAUCUCAGCAUCAUCUGUGACCAUGAUUCAAAUUCUUUCCCAUGAAGCUCUAAGGUCUCAUCUGACUCAGUAGAUGUAACUCAAGACUUGUACCUUUGACCCCAGUAUUCUAAGACAAACACCACAGCGGAUGCUGGAAGUGAAAGGAGAGGAGGGGUUUGUUUUAAAGUCAGGGGCCCAAGGUGCCCUGGCAAUUUCAGACUCCCUGGGACCGGAGCUCCUCCUCCAGUAAGCUCUUGUUUUUGAAAAACAGUAGGGUGGGGCCAAAAAGCAUUACAAUGGAGCUGGGAUGGAUGAGGCUUUCUUUCAUUUGAAAUGUCACUUGUGUCAGGUUUCAUGAAACAGUGCAUUGGAAAACAGAAGCUAUGUUCUGCCCCGUGGGUUGCGCUGGAAGAGCCGAGAGACCAGGCUGUGGAUCUCUGCCACCAGCAGCAAGAGAGGGCAAGCCCAGCCGCCCGCUAGGGGACCAGCAGGAAGCGGCGCGCCUGCCAGAGCUCAUCACUUCAACCCUGGCUUUCACUGCGCUCACUCCCUGAAUGGCAGUAACCGGGGGGCGGGGGUGGCAUGGGAAAUGAAAGAAAAGAGAUCUGGGAAAGUAAAUCUGCCCGGGGAAAAAGAGUUACCGGAGUUUUGGCAAAACAGCUAGCAGAUGCAGACGGGGUGGCAGAGGGAGGAGAGAAAGCUGGGCUUCAGCAACCUGCCACGGAAAUUUAAACAAAGGAGGUUUGAGAGAGGCGGAUCCGGCUGAAAUAUCGGCACGGGGACACAGAGACCGCUGCUGGACUCUCGGGUUGAAACGGAAUCGAUUCCCAGCGUCUCCAUUGGGGCAGGAGUGUCUGGAGUAUGUUCCAAAAUAAGAACUCAGAGAAACGAGUGAGUUUGGAAAAAAGACUUACAGAUUUUGACGGUCUCUGACAUUUCACCCUUCUUUGAGGCAUGCCUUUAUCAAUGCGUUACCUCUUUGUAAUUUCUGUCUCUAGUGUAAUUAUUUUCAUCGUCUUCUCUGUGUUCAAUUUUGGGGGCGAUCAAAGCUUCCAGAGGCUAAAUAUCUCAGACUCUUUGAUGCUGACUCGAGUUUGCACAUCUUUUAUCAAUGGGAAAACACCUUUCCUGUGGAAAAACAAACUAAUGAUCCAUGAGAAGUCUUCUUGCAAGGAAUACUUGACCCAGAGCCACUACAUCACAACCCCUUUAUCUAAGGAAGAAGCUGAAUUUCCCUUGGCGUACAUAAUGGUCAUCCAUCAUCACUUCGACACCUUUGCAAGGCUCUUCAGGGCUAUUUACAUGCCCCAAAAUAUCUACUGUGUCCAUGUGGAUGAAAAAGCAACAACUGAAUUUAAAGAAGCAGUAGAGCAACUAUUGAGCUGCUUCCCAAAUGCUUUUCUGGCUUCCAAGAUGGAACCAGUUGUCUAUGGCGGGAUCUCCAGGCUCCAGGCUGACCUGAACUGCAUCAAAGAUCUUUCUGCCUUGGAGGUCUCCUGGAAGUAUGUUAUCAACACCUGUGGGCAAGACUUCCCCCUGAAAACCAACAAGGAAAUAGUUCAGUAUCUGAAAGGAUUUAAAGGGAAAAAUAUCACCCCAGGAGUGCUGCCCCCGGCUCAUGCAAUUGGACGGACUAAGUACGUCCACCAAGAGCACCUGGGCAAAGAGCUUUCCUAUGUGAUAAGAACCACAGCAUUGAAACCACCUCCCCCCCAUAACCUCACGAUUUACUUUGGCUCUGCCUAUGUGGCUCUAUCCAGAGAGUUUGCCUAUUUUGUUCUGCAUGACCCACGGGCUGUUGAUUUGCUCCAGUGGUCCAAGGACACUUUCAGUCCUGAUGAGCAUUUCUGGGUGACACUCAAUAGGAUUCCAGGCCACCGCUUCACAAGAGAAUAUUAACCUCUAGUCUUACAAAACUGUUAUCCCAAUCUAUUAUCUGUAUUCUGUGCUAUUAAAAACAGUGUCUCUAUGAAAAAACCCACUAUAUUAAAUAAACAUUUCAGAAAUGCCUUUUUAAAUAGAAUGUGCAGAAU
Cebus imitator (Panamanian white-faced capuchin) is the source of this 3371-nucleotide messenger RNA. Its product is annotated as N-acetyllactosaminide beta-1,6-N-acetylglucosaminyl-transferase-like. Bases 2293 to 3237 code for a protein of 314 amino acids. NCBI's taxonomy places the organism in Eukaryota, Metazoa, Chordata, Mammalia, Primates, Cebidae. The record is from RefSeq and is a predicted model, not a curated record. Gene Ontology annotation, cellular component: membrane. The transcript is spliced from 2 exons. Gene Ontology annotation, biological process: transforming growth factor beta receptor signaling pathway. Gene Ontology annotation, molecular function: acetylglucosaminyltransferase activity.